GAUUGCAAAUUAUUUGCAAUAACUGAAGAAUUUUUGUGAAGCACUUUCAAAGGAAAUAAAUAGAUUUUUACUAAAAAUUACUAUUUCAAAGUAAAGAAAAAAGGAACAGCAAAAAUGCUGUCCCGAGGCUAUUACACAGACGAGGACGCGAGAAAACGCCAAAUUGAUACGUUAAAAAUCUUCAACGACAAUGUAACUGAAAUCACAGAAAACUCCGAGUACAGACUCGAUUUUGCAGCAAACGGCAAAAAUAUGAGCCUAAACGUGAUAUUGAGCCCUGAGUUUCCAAAUGAAAAGCCUUGUAUAUUCGUCAAUCCCGCAAUUCCGCACCCAUGGUUGGGUGAAAAUUCUAAUCAGGUCAUGGGAGCACCAGGUUUAUUGAACUACACACAACAUUCUGACUUAGGAAGAGUAGUACAGGCAAUUAUAAGGGAGUUCCAGAAGUCAUUACCAAAUCUAAGUGAUGAGAAGUGCAUUGAGAGUCCACAAUCUCAUAUUAGUGCGCACUCACUAUUAAUUCCGGAUCUGGCUGAGUUGAGCAUUGAUGAACUACAGGAGAUUUUGCAGAAUUGUGAUUUACAGGACAAACUCCUAGAAAACUGUCCACAACUAAUGGAAGUAGACAUGGAGACAGAAGAACUUAUGUCCAGCAUCGAAGACAUAGCUCAAGAUAAUCUCUCUAAGCAACAAAUGCUCGACGAUCUGAAGACUCAAGUCCUUGAUCGGAUUUCAAGAAUUGUCCAACUUAAAAUGAACUAUGAGGAGUUGAAUAAAAAACACGCACGCCUAGCCGAGUCAUAUGCACCGCAUCGCAUCCGCGAAUGCCUGAAAGCCGCCGCAUUAAGAGCUGACGAGGAUGCUGAUCACAUCGCUGACCAGUUCCUCAUGGGUAAUAUACCAGUCGAAACAUUUAUUGCGCAAUUCGCAGAAAAACGUGCAUUGGGGCAAGCAAGACGCGCUAGAGAGGAACGCCUGGCGCAUCAACUAGCACAACUGGAUAGAGCCACUACUUAGGCUGCGAUUUGUUAUUUAUUCGAACAGCAUUUCCUUAAAUAAUCGUUUUGAUGUAUAGAAAUUAUUGCAAAGUAAAAAUACAGGUCUUCUAAAUAUUAUGUAAAAAAUACAAAGUGAAGAUAUUGAUCUUGAAGUCGGAAAAAAACGUUCCACAUCAUUGACUUACAAAUAAAUGGACGACGGGUCUAAUACAAAAACCACGAAAAAAAUGUCCCAAGUCAACCUAUUUAAACGUAGUGACAUGUAA
Molecule: messenger RNA, 1261 nt
Organism: Hyposmocoma kahamanoa
Lineage: Eukaryota; Metazoa; Arthropoda; Insecta; Lepidoptera; Cosmopterigidae
Product: vacuolar protein sorting-associated protein 37A-like
Exons: 6
Coding region: 115-1014 (299 amino acids)
Biological process (GO): ubiquitin-dependent protein catabolic process via the multivesicular body sorting pathway; protein targeting to membrane; protein targeting to vacuole
Cellular component (GO): ESCRT I complex
Source: RefSeq, a predicted model, not a curated record